This is a messenger RNA of Abrus precatorius (Indian licorice), 2148 nucleotides long. RefSeq names its product pentatricopeptide repeat-containing protein At2g04860. The record is from RefSeq and is a predicted model, not a curated record. Bases 1 to 2148 code for a protein of 715 amino acids. Gene Ontology annotation, biological process: RNA modification. The transcript has a single exon. NCBI's taxonomy places the organism in Eukaryota, Viridiplantae, Streptophyta, Magnoliopsida, Fabales, Fabaceae. Gene Ontology annotation, molecular function: protein binding; RNA binding.
AUGAAGUUGGCUUCCAAUCCUAAUCCGUCGUCGUUUCACUCUCUGUUCCAAAAUGCUAGGCAUGCACUCUUCAUCUUUCGACAACUUUUAGAGGCUAAUGCCAAUCCCAACGACGUUACUUUUUCGUUACUCAUCAAAGCAUGCCUUUCAUCCUCUUGCGGUUCAUCAUCCACUGAGAGGCUACAAGUAAACCAGAUUCAAACCCAGUUGUUGAAACGUGGCAUUAACCAAUUCCUUUAUGUAAAUACUGCUCUUAUAGAUUUCUACAUGAAACUUGGGUUUUCCUCUCAUGCACGCCAACUGUUUGAAGAUAUGGCUUUUAGAGAUGUUGUUUCGUGGAACGUAUUGAUUUGUGGAUAUUCACAAAAUGGGCAUUCUUAUGAUGCUCUUCAACUCUUUGUUCAGAUGCUAAGAGAGACUUUUAGACCUAACCAAACAACAAUCGUUAGCUUGCUACCUUCUUGCUGUCGUCCUGAGCUGAUUCUUCAAGGUAGAUCCAUUCAUGGGUUUGGAAUCAAAGCUGGCCUUGGUUGGGAUCCACAAUUGAAGAAUGCCCUUACUUCAAUGUAUGCUAAAUGUGAUGACUUGGAUGCAUCACAGCUCUUAUUUGAAGAGAGGGCUGAGCGGAAUGUUGUCUCAUGGAAUACCAUGAUUGGUGCAUAUAGCCAAAAGGGAUUUUUGGACAAGGCAAUGUCGUGCUUUAAAGAGAUGCUGAAGGAAGGUUUGCAACCAAGUCCGGUGACAAUGAUGAACCUUAUGUCGGCAAAUGUGGUUCCAGAAACUGUCCAUUGCUAUGUUGUCAAAUGUGGCUUUACCAGUGAUGCUUCUGUGGUUACGUCGCUAGUUUGUCUAUAUGCAAAGCAAGGGUACACAGAUGCGGCAAAAUUGCUUUACAGGCAUUUCCCCACCAAAGACCUGGUUUCGUUAACUUCAAUCAUUUCUAGCUAUUCUGAAAAAGGUGACGUGGAGUCUGCGGUUGAAUGUUUUAUCGAAACGCAGCAUUUAGACAUCAAGUCUGAUGCAGUUGCCUUGAUUAGUGUCCUUCAUGGAAUUAACAAUCCUUCUCAUUUUGCAAUUGGAUCUGCUUUCCAUAGUUAUGGGUUGAAGAAAGGGUUGACUAAUGAUUGCUUGGUUGCAAAUGGGCUAAUUAGCAUGUAUUCGAGAUUCGAUGAGAUAGAAACUGCUUUGUCCUUGUUUUUUGACGUUAGUGAAAAAACACUAAUCACUUGGAACUCUCUGAUAUCUGGCUGUGUGCAGGCUGGAAAAUCAAGUGAUGCCAUGGAGUUGUUCUGCCAAAUGAACACGUGUGGACAAAAACCGGAUGCCAUUACUAUUGCUAGUCUACUAUCGGGGUGUUGCCAAGUUGGGUACCUGCGGAUUGGAGAGACACUGCAUGACUAUAUCCUUAGGAACAAUGUGAAAGUGGAAGAUUUUACAGGAACUGCUCUAAUAGAUAUGUAUACUAAGUGUGGCAGAUUAGAUUAUGCUGAAAAGGUAUUUUGUAGCAUCAAUGCUCCAUGUUUGGCAACAUGGAACUCCAUCAUAUCAGGUUAUAGUUUAUAUGGACUUGAACACAAAGCUUUCAAUGGUUUUUCUAAACUGCAAGAACAAGGGCUAGAACCGGACAAAAUCACCUUCUUGGGUGUUUUAGCAGCAUGCACCCAUGGGGGCCUUGUCCAUGUAGGAAUGGAAUACUUUCGAAUGAUGACAAAAGAGUAUGGGUUGAUGCCAAGUUUGCAGCAUUAUGCUUGCGUAGUUAGUCUCUUGGGUCGAGCAGGCUUGUUCAAGGAAGCAAUUGAAAUUAUUAACAGAAUGGAGAUUCGGCCUGAUUCUGCUGUCUGGGGUGCUUUGUUAAGUGCUUGUUGCAUUCAACAAGAAGUUAAACUUGGGGAAUGCUUGGCGAAAAAAUUAUUUUUAUUGAAUAACAAAAACGGUGGAUUUUAUGUAUUAAUGUCAAAUCUUUAUGCGAUUGUUGGGAGGUGGGAUGAUGUAGCAAGGGUGAGGGGUAUGAUGAGAGAGAGUGGAGGAGAUGGAUGUUCAGGUGUUAGUGUUAUUGAAGUGGCAUCCGUCAAAGACACUAAUAGCAACUUAUGCCCGAGUGAAGUUAAUUUGAAUACAAACACUUGGCAGCAUUUGUGUCCAUACUGA